Molecule: messenger RNA, 1575 nt
Organism: Megalops cyprinoides (Indo-Pacific tarpon)
Lineage: Eukaryota; Metazoa; Chordata; Actinopteri; Elopiformes; Megalopidae
Gene: adrm1
Product: adhesion regulating molecule 1
Exons: 10
Coding region: 102-1355 (417 amino acids)
Biological process (GO): ubiquitin-dependent protein catabolic process
Cellular component (GO): nucleus; proteasome regulatory particle, lid subcomplex; cytoplasm
Molecular function (GO): endopeptidase activator activity; ubiquitin binding; proteasome binding
Source: RefSeq, a predicted model, not a curated record
CAAGCAGGGGGUCGACAGUAAAAAUACCAUCGUUAAGAUUUUCUAGUGGUGCUUUUCCCUUUGCGCUCCUCCCCUGCAGAAGCUGAGCGUGUAUUUUCAGGAUGUCGUCAGGAGCUCUGUUCCCUAGCCUGGUGUCGGGGUCACGCGGCUCCUCCAGCAAGUACCUGGUGGAAUUCAGGGCCGGGAAGAUGACGCUGAAGGGCAGCACGGUGACCCCCGACAAACGCAAAGGUUUGGUCUACAUCCAGCAAACGGAUGACUCUCUCAUCCACUUCUGCUGGAAGGACCGCACGACAGGAAACGUUGACGAUGAUCUGAUCAUUUUCCCUGAUGACUGUGAGUUCAAGAGGGUUAACCAGUGCACCACAGGACGAGUUUAUGUGCUGAAAUUUAAAGCUGGAUCCAAAAGGCUUUUCUUCUGGAUGCAGGAGCCAAAAACAGACAAGGAUGAGGAGUACUGUCGCAAAGUGAAUGAGUACCUGAACAACCCCCCCAUGCCCGGUGCUCUCGGGAGCGGGGGCAGCGGGGGUCAUGAGCUGUCUGCCCUUGGAGGUGAGGGUGGGCUGCAGAGCCUUCUGGGAAAUAUGAGUCAUAACCAACUGAUGCAGCUUAUUGGACCGACAGGACUGGGAGGACUUGGUGGUCUGGGGGCACUGGCAGGACCAGGGCUGGCCAGUCUGCUGGGCAGUGGAGGCCCUGCUACCAGCAGCUCGUCAUCAAGCUCCCGCAGUCAGUCAGCAGCCGUCACCCCCUCCUCCGGCUCCGGGGCGACGCGGAUAAGCUCCGCCCAGGCGCCCACCACGCCCAUCACGCCGGCCGCCAACACCGCCACGUCACCCACCGUAACCCCCACCACCCCCGCGGCUCCCGCUACCCCGGUCGCGCCCGGCGCCGCCGGCCCCACGCAGCCCAUCCAGCUGAGCGAUCUGCAGAGCAUCCUGGCCACCAUGAACGUGCCCGCCGUGGCCGCCGGGGGGCAGGGAGUGGACCUGGCCAGUGUUCUGACCCCUGAGAUUAUGGCCCCUAUCCUGGCCAACGCAGAGGUCCAGCAGCGGCUCUUGCCUUACCUCCCCUCAGGGGAGUCCCUGCCGCAGAGUGCUGAGGAGAUCCAGAACACGCUCACGUCCCCGCAGUUCCAGCAGGCCAUGAGCAUGUUCAGCAGCGCGCUGGCCUCUGGACAGCUGGGGCCGCUUAUGAACCAGUUCGGCCUUCCCACAGAGGCCGUGGACGCUGCCAACAAAGGAGAUGUGGAAGCGUUUGCAAAAGCCAUGGAAGGUGGUGAAGGAAAGACAGACAAUGAGGGAGGGGAGUCUAAAGACAAGAAGGACGAUGAAGAAGACAUGAGUUUGGAUUAGAAUGUCUGCAACGCUAGCUUUUUUUUCCUCUUGUAUCACAUUUUGUUACUUUCCUGUAGUGCUUUUAUUAGCCAAAGUGCAUCUCUGUGGAAAUGGAUUCUCUUCUUUCGCUAUAUAUGUUAAAAGGUUGGCACAAAUAAAUUUAUCUUGAAAUGGCAUGGAAAAAUGGCAUUUUAUCUCUUAAAUAGUCAUGGUUUAGCUUGGUAAUGUAUAGCGGGCA